Molecule: messenger RNA, 846 nt
Organism: Physella acuta
Lineage: Eukaryota; Metazoa; Mollusca; Gastropoda; Physidae
Product: dentin sialophosphoprotein
Source: RefSeq, a predicted model, not a curated record
UUACUGUAAAUAUUAAACAAUCGAAUGAUCGUUACAUAGCUGCUAUUUAUUCCGAUCACUCGUACAGUUUUAGAUAUUCUCAUCGAGUUCCAAGUUCCAGAGACUAUGGACAAGUUGGUGAUACUUCUCAUUUGUCUGCUCCCAGCACUGGCGCUGGCUGGGAGAUCUCAAGACAGAUACACGGAAGACACAGACGCUGAUAACAAUUUUGAAGACAGCGACUCGUAUGACACUGAUAAUUUUGAAGACAGCGACUCGUAUGACACUGAUAAUUUUGAAGACAGCGACUCGUAUGACACUGAUAAUUUUGAAGACAGCGACUCGUAUGACACUGAUAAUUUUGAAGACAGCGACUCGUAUGACACUGAUAAUUUUGAAGACAGCGACUCGUAUGACACUGAUAAUUUUGAAGACAGCGACUCGUAUGACACUGAUAAUUUUGAAGACAGCGACUCGCAAGAAAGUGAUCCACAUGGCGAUGGUCAAUGGGGCGAUAUACAGGGAAGUGAUCACACUUUUAAAAACCAUCAUGGAGGAGACACACAUAGAGGUGGUCGGUGGGGCGAUAUACAGGAAAGUGAUCCCGAUUCUGAAGACAGCGACUCGUUAGACAGUGAUUACAAUUUUCAAGACAGCGACUCGUUAGACAGUGAUGUUGAUGACCUUGACAAUGAAGACGAUUUGUUGGACUCAAAUGAAGAUAUACAAGGCGAUGACCCCAUGGUCCAUACAGAUGGUGCCUACGUGCUUGAUUUCAUGCAUAUUCUGCUCAUGAUGACCGACAUAGACAACAACGAAGAGGUAACACUUGCUGAGAUCAGAAGCAUGUUUCAUAGGAAGAAUUGA